AUGGAAGUGGUGAAUUUUGUCAAUAGAUUUGGAACUCAUGCACCUGUAAUUUCCGUAGUAAUCCGUUUCGUGAUUGAGAUAAUAAACAUUGCCAGAGAGGCAUCACAAAACAACAAGCAAUGCAAAAAAUUGCAAAACCGCUUAAAUGCAAUUUAUGAGAUCCUUGAAGUUCAUACCCGUCACAUUUCAGAUGAUUACCCAUUUGGCAAGAUAAAUACCGAGAAUUUGAUGCGAGCACUAGAUGAAAGUCGCAAGUUUCUAUUGAAAUUCCAAAAGAGGGGUAGUAAAAAUUUUUUAAAAAUUUUCAAUUCGGAUGAGAUUUCUAAACAAAUUAAAGAGUUGAACGACUCUCUUAAUGAAGCUCAACUUGGAAUUUUACAUUAUAUAAGUGUAUCAAAUGUAUCAAAUGUUAACAAGAAUCCUAUACCACAAAAUCCAAUGCCAGUUACAACGGAAUCAUCGUCUCAGGAUCGGACAUGCGGCGAAAGUUUGACACUGGGAGAAGUAUACUAUCACUGCAGGACGUGCACUACUCGCAAUAAUUCUGUUCUCUGCAAUCGUUGCUACUCUGGAACAAAUCAUAUUGGUCAUGACAUUAUCACUUUCAAUAUCAUGGAUCCUAACAUGAGCGUAUGGUGCGAUUGCGGAGACUCAGAAUAUUGGAAGUUUCCUCUCAAUUGCAAAUUUCACUCAUCUAAUGCACACACGAGUGUGACUUCCCAUUGUGGCAAGAAAAUUGCUAUUAAAGAAAUAUAUUACCAAUGCAGAACGUGCACUAAUCGCAAUGAUACUGUCAUUUGCAAUCGCUGCUAUGCUGGAUCAAAUCACGUUGGGCAUGACGUUAUCUCAAUCGCUAAUUCCUAUCCGGGUGCAUGGUGUGACUGCGGUGACUCAGAUUAUUGGAGAAUUCCCCUUAAUUGCAAAUAUCAUUCUCAGAAUGGAACUUCUGGAACUACUGGAUCUCGAUCUCACAAUACUAGUUCUACUUCUAGAAAUUCUUCAGGAACCACUGGAUCUACUGGAUCUCGAUCUCACAAUACUAGUUCUACUUCUAGAAAUUCUUCAGGAACCACUGGAUCUACUGGAUCUCGAUCUCAUAAUACCAAUUCUACUUCUAAAAAUAAAUAUCAGACUACUAGUUCUACAAAUAAAUAUCAGACUAGUUCUACUAUUACACCUCGAAAUCACACUAUUAGUUAUAUUGCUAGACCUCGAUCUCACACAGGACUUGCUCAGUUGAUAGUAGCAUUGUGCUUUGUUCGAGUUGCUUCAACCCGACAAAGCAUCAAGGACAUGAUGUCGACUUCUACGUAUCCAACACUAGCAAUGGUGGUUUCUGUGACUGUGGGGAUAAAAGUUCAUGGAAAGUACCAGUCAACUGUUCGGAUUGAUUUGAGGGUUAUGAUUUAG
This is a messenger RNA of Funneliformis caledonium, 1410 nucleotides long. NCBI's taxonomy places the organism in Eukaryota, Fungi, Glomeromycota, Glomeromycetes, Glomerales, Glomeraceae. The record is from the annotation of a GenBank genome assembly.